GGUGUAGGGAAAAGUGCAUUGACGAUACAACUUAUUCAAAACCAUUUUGUAGAUGAAUAUGACCCUACAAUAGAGGAUUCAUAUAGGAAGCAAGUCGUCAUAGAUGGAGAGACGUGUCUACUCGACAUACUUGAUACAGCUGGUCAAGAGGAAUACAGUGCUAUGAGGGACCAAUACAUGAGAACGGGGGAAGGUUUCCUGUGUGUGUUUGCGAUCAACAACGAGAAAUCCUUCGAGGAUGUCAAUCUCUACAGAGAACAGAUUAAGAGAGUGAAAGACGCUGAGGAGGUCCCUAUGGUCUUGGUCGGAAACAAGAUAGAUCUGCCAAACUGGGCAGUAAACACAAAACAAGGAAUGACGUUAGCUAAGAGUUAUGGAAUACCUUAUAUUGAAACGUCAGCUAAGACCAGACAAGGAGUAGACGAUGCCUUCUACACACUCGUCAGGGAAAUACGGAAGGAUAAAGACCGAAAGAACGCUUCAAAUAAGAAAGGGAAGAGCAAGAAACGAAGUUGCAUCUUAUUCUAAGAUUGAUCAAAUAUAGCAUGUUUUUACUCUCUUGUCUUUUACUGUCAGAUUGUUUGUCACAAGAUGAACGUAUUCUUAAAAUAUAUGUAUAGAGUGUAUACAAUCAUGUUAUGUGUCGAGAGUUCCACAGGGAUGUGUCUUGGGACCAUUACUGUUUAAAGCCUUUUCUCCGGGACUUUGCUGCCAUUUGAGUGACUAGACACGAAUGCCUCACAUGGAAUUCAUGGAUGAUAUUGAUGAUGAUGAGGAGGAGGAGGAAACCAUAGCAACGGUGUAUAAAGAAUUAUAUUGUACAGCUAGCAAUCUUCAAUGGAUAGUAAAAAGACGAGUCUAAUUAUAGGGUGGACCAAAGUGGUGGACUCUAACAAGAUGUUCUUGAUUCAAGCACAUUUUGUCUUUUUACAAGUAUGCUUCGAGUUGAGGUCAUCGCUUUCUACUGAAAAUAGACACUUUAGAUAUAUUUUACACUUGUGUAUUGUUAGUCAAAAUGAAUUAUUGUUGUUCAGUGUCAUUUCUUGAUUUUUUUUUUACACCAAGCCUCAGAACUCUGGCGUAUAUGUAAGUCCUGUGAUCUACUUUCAUCGCAUCUCUAUGGUUCAAACUUUGGAUAUUCUUUGAUUUUCUAAGCAUGCAAGUGCGACAGGGUCCCGUUGCAUGUAAGUUAACCCUAAUUCUCCCGGGGGGGGGGGGCCAUUAUGGCCCCCCCUCUCGACAAUUUUCGCGAUAUAUCUGCUGCGCAAAAUUUUUUGACCUCGCCACUCACUGACUUUACUUUCAAGUCUCGCGCAAAUUUUGAGACAAAAUUUGUGACGCCCGGGUACGCGGUCACGACAUUACGCAACAUUAUGUAAGUGCAUGUCAGACCCCAAAUUGCUCAUAAACGUGAUUUCAUGUACAAAACCAAUGCAGAUUGUGUAUUAGCCAAAAUUCAUAAAUGUAUCAUUAUUUCUACUUUUACUGAUUAAACUUAAUUAAUUUUGCCUUGUUUAUGAUCAGAAUUGAGUCUGGAACGAUUUCCAUCGAAAAACAAUAAAAAUACAAAAAGUAAAAAAACUAAGAAAUACAUAAGAAAUAAAAAAAACAAUAAAAUACAUAAGAAAUCAGUCUUGGUACCAGAAUUUUUUUCAUUCACAAUUCUUAGGACUGCUAUAAAGAAUAUUUUCACCCAAAAAUAGCAUUCUAGGAGCUUUAUUUAGUGAAUCAGAGCAAAAAGUAUGAUUUCAUGAAUAAAUUAGCAUAAUUCAUAUAAAAUAUAUAGAUAUGUAGAUUACGUCAUUCUCUACCACCAUGCGAAUUUUCGUUGUGAUCGAAUCUGCGGCUGAGAUCUUAAGGGAAUGACAAGAAUCAAAAUACCCCGGGAGAUUUAGGGUUAAUAUGUUGUAACUUUGCCAUCCACAGCAGCCAAUGAAAAUCACAGAUUCCAGGGAAGUUACCAUUGGAUGGCAGAGUAACGUUUAUGCACCGGGGCCCAGGUGGGUGUUUCAUAAAGCUGUUCGUAAGUUAAGAACGACUGGUGAUCCUUUCUUUUGGUAAAUGGUAUACACCAUUGGCGAUGGUUUAGCGUGUAAGAAAAGUUCACCAGUCGUUCUUAAAGUCGCUCUUAACUUACGAACAGCUAUAUGAAACGGCCCCCAGGUAUGCAUUUUUCUUCAAGCACUUCAUGCUUCUAGUAUGCUUGAGGAGGUUUUUACCGCACCCUUGCUUAAAACGGCUGCAAUCAAGGGCUACAUCAUGUAAUCGUAUACAGAAGCUUAAAGAAUAGAAAUGUAAAUGUCGCAUAUUUAGUAAUUGUUUACAGAUUUUUCCAGCAUAAAGGGGCUUUGACGUGCUUAUGGUACUUACAGAUGAAGAUAAUGAUGUUAGAAAUGGGGCAUUUGUGCUUUUUACAUUGUUAAAUCUAUUAUGUUAACAAGAAUGAGGGAAUUAAUCUGUCUACUGUUUAUUUUUGUUUUUAUAUGGUUUAAUGAACUCUAUGCCUUAUUGUAUCUCUAUUGCUUUUUUAUUCGCAAAAGGCUGCUAUAUUAAGUUUUUGUUAAAAUUUAGCCUCUUAGUAUACCGACCACCCACUGUAACUGUUAGUUUUACUAACAGAGGGCGACAUUUAGCAAUAAGCCAGUUCGUAGUACCAAUCCGUGCAUGAUCAGAGGAAGGUCAUUGGUACCAGUCCUGAUUGGUACUAAAGUGACAUGGUUGUUUAAAAUUUAAUGAGAUAAGCACCAACUUUGAUGUAUUGAUUAUUCAUAUAUUCUUUUGAAUGGUGUUUUUCAUUUACAUCCACAAAAACAAAAAAUGUGUAUUUCACAGUUUGCCAUUGUACAGCAUGCUAUAAUGUGCAUUAAAAAUGCACCAAAAACCUUCAUAGAGUGUUUAUUGAUGUGCUAUUCUAGUCAUCUGGUCUAUUCAAUUUCUUCAUCCUGCUAUGUAAGGCAUGCUUACGUAAUAUCUUUUUUGAAAUCCGCCUAUCAUAAUGAAAGAACUGAAAGAUAAUUUGACCAGAAUUGUCCAUGAACUAACUACGAACGGGUUUAUUGUGAAGAAUCAAACAUUGUAAGGCAAAAUACCCUAACAUGCACAACUUUGCUUGAGAAGUGUAGUAUUGAGGUAUUCUACCUGUGUGUGGGAAAUGUCACCCUCGCUCUUCAAACAUUAGAUAGUCGGGAAGAGAAUUCAUGCAAUUUGUCCAUGUAUGUUAUAAUUUGCUGAUGCCAGCAUUGUUAACAGGUAAUGAUUGCAUUGAAGUUACGUCACUCGAGCCAGGCAACUUGCUGGCCCAGCGGUCAUGGAGUUGAGGUGAAUCUAUCAUAUCAACACACUCUGUACAUACUGUGAACAUCAUGCUGUGUACACACCGUCAAUACGCUGUGAACACACUGGGACCACAUUGUGAACCUACAGUGAACACACACUAAGCACAUUGUGAACAUACUGAAGACACUGUGGACACAUUGAGAACACACUGUAAUCUCACUGUGAACAUGCUAGGGCCACACUGUGAACACACUGGGACACCACUGUGAUCUCACUGAACACACUGGGACCACACUGUGAUCUCACUGUGAACUCACUGGGAGCCUAAAGUGAAUACAAACUGAGCACAUUGUGAACAUACUGAAGAGAUUGUGAACACACUGGGACCACACCAUGAUUUCACUGUGAACACACUUGGAGCCUACAGUGAACACACACUCAACACAUUGUGAACAUACUGAAGACACUGUGAACACAUUGAGAACACAUGUGAUCUUACUGUGAACACACUGGGACCACACUGUGAACACACUGGGACACCACUGUUAUCUCACUGUGAACACAAUGGGACACCACUGUGAUCUCACUAGGACCACACUCUGAACACACUGGGACACCACUGUUAUCUCACUGUGAACACACUGGGACCACACUGGGACACCACUGUGAUCUCACUGUGAACACACUAGGACCACACUCUGAAUACACUGGGACACCACUGUGAUCUCACUGUGAACACACUGGGACCACACUGAUCUCACUGGGACCACACUGUGAACUCGCUUUGAACCAAUACUCUGUGAACACACUAUAGUCUUUCCAGCAGGGGCAUAACUUAGUUUGUCAUAAAAUACUUCCACUGGCUCAUGACCUAUGAUUGGUUUAUACCCAUCAUUCUCAAACCCCCUAAAUGUCAUGUGAUUCCUCAUGAAAAGCAUAUGAUGGAUUCUUUUUUAUCAGUUGUAUUAAACAAAAAAAUAUAUAUAAUGUAUUUGAAGUUUAUUGUCACAUCUUCAUUAUUAAUGUACUUGAUUUAAUUUUGAUAUUGUAUCGUCAAAUGAAUUAUAUUGAUAUCAAUCAGCUGUUCUUUUAAAUUUUUCUAUUUUGUAUCAAAUUUAUCUAGUAACUUGUGUGAAAGGUUGUUGGUGCCUCAGGCACCCUUGCUCAUUUUUUUUUUUAUAUAAGAAGGAAACUUCAUUGCUUCACUGGUGAGAACUUAAAUUCAAUAUCUAGAUUCAUUCUUUAUCAAUCUUUUGAGGUAAAAGGGAACAAACAACCAUUGUCACCAAUAUUGAGAAAAAAAUGAUAAAUUUUUAGGCUUAUGAUAAUUAAUUCUUAUUAAUCUGGACUUGGUAACCCUGAGUCACAAGGAUUAAGGGGAUCUUUUCACUUUGUGAGCAGCUGAUUUAAAAAAAAUCAAACCAAGAUAAAACGUGUAUGAGUGCUUGUAUUUGUCCUUAAAAAACCUGAAACAGACCACAAUAUAGGAUGAAAAAUUCCAAUUUAGACAGGAGUAGCAAUUGAUUAGCCUGAUUUUGAGAACCUUCUGUAAGACGCUUUCAGCUUUUGCCCAGUUUUCUCAAAUUCCAAAAGUCUGUUGGCUGUGUUGACUGCCUUCUGUUGUGUGUAUCACCUAUGCACACACUAUUGUUAGCUGCACUGUAUUCGCUGUAUACACAUAGUCAUUGAAACCAACCCCCAAUUAUUUUCAAACUUUGGUUUACAUCUCCGAAGUUUUAAAAUAGCUCCUGUAUAUAUAUGAUACUUUGCAACUUUUGGGGUGGUAUUUUUACCCCGGAUUUUUACACUACAAGCCUAAUGUGUAGCCCAUUUUCAAGAACCAAAAUGAGACUGUUUUAAAUCAGAACAAAGUGAAACGAUCACUUUAAGACAAAUGUCAAGAAAAUACAUUGCCAAUUUGACAAAGAAAUAGCGAUCAGAUUGGGCUUUGGAUAAUUAAAUCUAAGCAAUCAUGUCACAAUUUUUAGGCACAAAUAUCUUAAUGCUAAAUGGAAGGAAGAAAAUGAUAUUGUUGCUUGAAGAAGUAACGUUGAUUAAAUAUUUUUUUUAAAAGGUUAAUUUUCCUAUAUGGAUCAAAGAUCUGUGCACCCAAGCAACCACAGGUCCUCAGUUGGUAGGUUAUAUGAUAUAAUUGUGUGUUUGUAAUUACUGCCAAAGUGGCAUGUCUAUUGUACAAAGUUCAGGAAGGAGGGAACAUCGGGAUGAGGGGCAGUUUGCUCCGGGGGGAAGUUCCCUCUCCUUUCUUUUUCAUUACGCUUGUGGCUCAUUCAUACUUGUUUAUCGAAAAUGGCACGUGGAGGUGAGCAGUGUACAUUUUCUGUGUUUUAUAAUCAAUGUAUUGUCAUUUAUCAUUUAUGAUUUCUCAUUUCUCGUUUAAAAAUAAAAUGCAUUUUCAAGUGUACAAAUAAUACACAUCUGCAGGGUCAUUAGUGCGAUUACACAUCCAAGGAACAGUUCUAGGUCUUUCUAUAAACCAAUCAGAUAGAAGGAUUUCAGUAGCUUUUAACGGAUAUCGCCAAUUUGUUAGUGUUACAAGUUUUAUGAACCGGGCCCCCUGGACUGUUUCAAAGGUAACAAGUGUGUGUGUGAUAAUUCUAAUGCCCCUGCAAAAUGCUGUGUAUUAUUUGUUUUAUAAGAUGGUGAUGCGGAUCCUAGUUGUUGAUGAAUUGUCUCCAUGCAUAAGCCGUCCUCAUCUCAAAAGCAACCAGACAAUAGAAUGGUUUAAUUCCAAUUCGUCCAAUUGCCAACUCGUCUACUAUCAUUUGGUCUACCAUCAGUUCGUCCACUCACCACAUUUAUCUACUUUCAUCUUAUGCCAUUCCGUCUAAUAACCAGUUGGUCCAAUAGCCAUUUAGUCCAUAGGGUUUGGUCUAAUUGGAAUAAGUGUUAAAUUGUGCAAAAGGAAUGAAUUUGAAGUGGAAAUUAGACCAACUUGUUGCGAGACGAAAUGGUCAUAGACGAAAUGGUGAUUAGACGAAGUGAUGAUUGGACCAAAUGGUUAUUAGACAAAAUGUUGGACGGAAUGGCAUCAGACUAAAUGAAAGCAGACCAUGUGGUGAGUGGAUGAGUUGGCAAUAGACAAAUUAACCAAUAAAACUAAUCAUUAGACCAGUCAGGUAGCAAAGUUCCUCUUGGCUUAAAAUAAAUGUGAUGGGUUUCAUUUGAUUAGGAUGAUAUCCUUAAACAGAGCUGACAAGUAGUACGAUUUUUCCGUAUUUAGUACGUUUUUGCAACCAAAAUACGGCAGUACGUUUUUUCUUAAAAAAAUACGUUUUUUGUAUUAAAAAAAAAAUUUACAAAAUCGAAAUUUAUUGAGAAAAAUCAUCUCUAUAUGUCUCUAUUUCAUGAAACGUACACAAAUAUGGUUAUUAGAUCAAUAUAAUUUCAGGUAACUUGUUUUUUUUUCAAUCAUUUUGUAAAAACCAGGGUGAGAUAUACACAAGUUUCAAUGUUUUUUUUUUUUCCAUCUGCAAGAGCAGUGCACAUUUUAGCUUGCAUGCAGCUUGAGCGCCGUGAUGGGCGAGUGCGCCAAGCAUUUUAUUAUGAAAUACACUUUUUUGGGGGAAAAUACAAAAUAUUUAUCUCACACGGUAAAAAUACUGAUUUUUUUGUGAAAAUACUGAUUUUGGGAGAUAAGAAUACUGAAAAUGCAAAAUACAACUUGGCAGCUCUGCUUAAACCCUCAUUUCCACUCUUCAUCCCCUCUCUUGUUUUCCCCCAUCUUGCCCUUUCCCCUCAUCCUAUUUACCCCCAUGCACAUUUAAAGUGCUGGUGAAGUCUUUCCUUUAAAAAAAAAAAUCAUAUAAAUGCCAUUUUUUAGUGAUUUGUGUAUCCAAUUUCGAUGUACAUUGUUUUUUCUGUCUUUUGUCUAAGCUGUCAUCAGUUGAUCAUGUGAGUCACACAUGUGUGAUGUGUAUUCUGUUGAGGGAAAAUAUAGGCAGAUUUACACUGUGUUUUACAUGUGCAUCGCUCACUGAUAUUGACUAGAACAUUAGAAUACAAACUCUUCGGUGUUGGUGAAAGCACCUGUGGGUGUUUUGAGAGGUAUUUUGACAAAUGGCGAUGAUUUCAAGAUUUUUGAUUUCUAUGGUGUUGAUACACCAGCAAGAAUCCCAUGCCUUUCUAAUCCUGUUCUUAUUUUCCUUUGUUUUCUUUUUUUCAUAUUCAUUCCCCCUUUCCCCGCCUUCUUAUUCUUCUCAGUCUGCAAUUCUUCUCUCCAUCAACCCUCUAAUUCUUCCCAUCUUUUGUUUUCCCUCUUUGUUUUCCAGCUUCUUUUAUUCACAUUUCCUUCUUAACUACUUGGUCAUCUUACCUCUCUCAGUCUGCAUUCUCUCCGCAAUCGUCUUGUUCUUGUUCAUACCCUCCCCCCUCCCCCGCUAUUUUUCACCUUUUGCUCCUUUCUCCCUCUGUUUUAUAUUUCUCUCUACCUGCCACCCCCUCCCUUCCUUUCAUGCAUUUUUUUUUUUUCAAAGGUCAUGCGAGAUCACCACGGUUUGGGGGUACCUUUUCAAUUUAAUAGGGGAGAAGUGGUUUGGUGAAUUGAGGAUUUAAGGAAUGUGAGCCUUUCAUUAUCAUUACGUGUUUAUUUGUUCCACAGGUUGACCAAAAGCCCCAUUCACGUUUGAAAAAUCCAUCGAUUUAGCAUUGUUACGAGCAGACUCCAUAUUUGCAAUCAAACGUAGAUCGAAAUAAUCAAUCUCAACUUACGCAUUUUUUGUAAUUGCGUUCAGUUGUCUCUCACUGCAAUGGACCCCAGAGCGAGUGAGCCUUAUUUGUUUAAAGAAAAAAAAAAUCAAUUUUCAUGAUCAUGACAACAUAACUCGUAUAAUUGUUUUUUAAUCGUUUUUGGUCUUUUUUCCAGGGGCCGUUUCAUAAAGCUGUUCGUAGGUUAAGAGUGAUUUUAAGAACGACUGGGGAUCUGUUCUGUGGUAAAUGAUAUUCACCAUUAAAUGUAUCUUGAUGAUUAUUUAGCGCGUAAGAAAAGUUCACCACUCGUUCAUAAAGUCGCUCUUAACUUCGGAACAGUUUUAUGAAACGCCCAUUAGGAGUAAUGCUAAACCAACACAGAGUAACAUGCAGUGUAUUCAUAGAACAAUAUUGCUCGGAACCAUUACGUUUUAUUCAAAGGGUUUGAAUUAAAAACUUGCGAUUUUUCAUUGACAUUUGGAUCAAACAAGUGUGAAGCGGGCUUAAAGGCAGACAUUCCCGGAUUCAAGAGGGCGCUUGUGAUUUUGUUACGUGCUGUCCUCGCUACCGUCUUCAUGACGAAGAUCAACGUAAUUUGCGUGCAGCUGUCAAUCAUCAGCACGCACAGUACACAAACGCUGCGCUGUUUUCAGCUACAUGUACAUCGGUGCAGCUGUCCCAGACAUUUGGGCCCGUUUCAUAAAGAUUUACAACUGUUGUAACUUUGCCAUUAUGGUAACUACCGUGGCAACAGGGCUCUGCAGCCAAUCAAAAUCAAGGUUGCCAUGGUCGUUGCCAUAAUGGCAAAGUGGCACAGUGGCAGCUCUUUGUGAAACGAGCCCUAGUAUUACUUCACACAGCAAAAUAGGCGGAGCCAACAUGCUAAGAUCUUCGAACAGCAGCCAAGCCAUACGCGAACUGAGGUUCGCCCGAGUUCUGGUGGGUGUUUCAUCAAGCUGUUCGUGAGUUAAGAGCGAUUUUAUGAACGACUGGUGAUCCUUUCUUACAGUGAAUGGUAUACACCAAAAUUGGCGAUGGUUUAGCACGUAAGAAAGGAUCACCAGUCCUUCUAAAGUCGCUCUUAACGAACGAAUAGCUUUAUGAAAUGGCCCAGGCAUUCGGAACAUGGCAUUUGCGUAAGCGUCGUAUAAUGUUGAUGUUAAUUUUUUAGCUGGCGCCAUCUGCAGCGCGUAUCGAUGUCCAACCAUACAGUGCCCUCUUUGUUCCCGGGAAUGUAUUCCUUUAAAUCAUACUGCUAUGUUUAGCUCUCCUGGUGUUAGUGUAAAUAACAUACAAAAGUCUGAGGCAAGAUUGAUAAUGUUGUCAGGGAGACUAGAAGUAUAUUACUUUAUUAUUGUAAGCGAACAAUUAUUAUUGACAUGCUCACACCAUAGGGACAUGUAAUACCAUUAUAUUAAAACAUUUUUAAAGUAAACAAA
Molecule: messenger RNA, 9422 nt
Organism: Lytechinus pictus (painted urchin)
Lineage: Eukaryota; Metazoa; Echinodermata; Echinoidea; Temnopleuroida; Toxopneustidae
Product: GTPase KRas-like
Exons: 7
Coding region: 163-528 (121 amino acids)
Biological process (GO): Ras protein signal transduction
Cellular component (GO): plasma membrane
Molecular function (GO): GTPase activity; GTP binding; GDP binding
Source: RefSeq, a predicted model, not a curated record